GCUAACGGCCGUCAUCACAGCUUGAGAAGGGCGUUACCAAAAUUGUAUUUACUUAAAUCAGUUUUCCAUUUCUCAUCCUCAUCGAACAACGAAAGAGGAAUUUUCUUCUUCUUCCAGGGGUUACGAAACUCAGCUCAUUAAAGUUAAUUGUGCCAGAGGCUAGUUUGUCUGAAAGAUAUCUUUUGGCAAUGGGAGAUCAUCUAGUGUUGUAUGUGGAUCGCUUUAUAACUCCUCAGUCUGUUGAAACGAUACAGAUAGGUGACUGUUCAGAUGGUUCUUCUGGAGACUCUUCCCUCACUGCUGUCCCCUCUGUUCUAGCGCCGUCAAAGGAGGAUUCUACCACUAAAAAGCACGAGGAAGGAAAUAGCAGUAGCUCUGAGGAAGAGCCACUCAUUCAGACGGUAGAAUGUAGGAUCUGCCAGGAAGAGGAUCAUAUUAAGAACCUGGAGACUCCUUGUGCUUGUAGUGGCAGUCUGAAGUAUGCUCAUAGGGCAUGUGUGCAGCGUUGGUGCAAUGAAAAAGGAGACAUAAUGUGUGAGAUUUGCCAUGAGCCAUACAAGCCAGACUAUACUGCACCUCCUCGACCUAACCCAGAUGAGACUACAAUUGAUAUUAGUGGAGGUUGGACCAUCACUGGUACUCCACUGGACUUGCGUGAUCCUCGAAUCCUUGCUAUGGCAGCGGCGCAGCGCCAUUUUCUUGAAGCUGAGUACGAUGAGUAUGCUUCUACAAAUGCCAGUGGUGCUGCAUUUUGCCGCUCAGCUGCUCUAAUUUUAAUGGCUCUUUUGCUGUUGAGGCAUGCUUUGACCAUUUCUAAUGGGGAUGGAGAUGAUGAUGCCUCUGCAUAUUUUUCUCUCUUCUUGUUGCGUGCUGCUGGAUUUCUAUUGCCAUGCUACAUCAUGGCUUGGGCCAUAAGCAUUCUGCAGCGUCGAAGGCAACGACAGGAGGCAGCAGCUCUAGCAGCAAGAGAAGUGGCUUUCAUCCUCCAGUCAGGGCAGGGAAGGGGUCUGCAGUUCACCAUUGCUCCUGAGUCCCCUACAACUCCUCAACAAGAGCCACAUGAGUAAUCCGUCGCCUUUUGUUUGAGCGUGUGUCCGCUAUGUGACACCGCUAGAGACGCCUCCUACCGUUUCCCCUUUUGUAUACAUUCUUCUGAAAUCUCACCAAGUUCAAACAUUUAUCUAUGUUGUACAUAGCUAUACUUGUGGAAGUUUUACUUGGAAAUAAAAAGUCCAUGUAUGCAUCCGUUGUGUUGAGGCGGUGCUGAAGAUGCGGUUGACGCUUGAUGAGUUUGUGUCUUUGUAAGACAUCGGUAUGUUAGUUGAGGGCAUCCUCAUUUUUUCAAUUUAAGUUGAGGUUUAUCAGGGUUCUGCGAA
Messenger RNA from Asparagus officinalis (garden asparagus), 1376 nucleotides. RefSeq lists its product as uncharacterized. Gene Ontology annotation, cellular component: membrane. The coding region runs from base 189 to 1067 and encodes 292 amino acids. Gene Ontology annotation, biological process: protein ubiquitination. Gene Ontology annotation, molecular function: zinc ion binding; ubiquitin-protein transferase activity. The transcript has 8 exons. Lineage: Eukaryota; Viridiplantae; Streptophyta; Magnoliopsida; Asparagales; Asparagaceae. The record is from RefSeq and is a predicted model, not a curated record.